CGAAGUUCAAAGUUCAAAGUUCAAAGUUCAAAGUUCGAUAUCUCGGGGACGUGGGCUCUGAGCAAAUCCGAGACUUGCUAUUCACGAUCGCAGCGGGCAACGAACGCGCAUACCUGUCGUCGACAUGCAGCUGAAAGAUAAGGUCGUGUUCAUCACUGGAGGUGCACAGGGGUUCGGGAAGGCCGUGGCUGAAGCUGUGCUGAAGAAGGGUGCAAAGGUUUGUGUCGCGGAUGUCAAAGUGGACCAAGGGGAGGCAACUGCCAAGGAGCUACAAGCUUCCAGUGGAGCAGACAAUGUCCUCUUUGUGAAAUGUGACGUGUCUGAUGCUUCUGUAUUUGAGGAUGCUUUCAAAGCUGCCGUCUCGAAAUUUGGUCACGUUGAUGUAAUGUGCAACAAUGCGGGCAUCAUGGAUGAACGAAUAUGGGAAAAACAGCUCGAAAUCAACUUCGGUGGCGUACUGCGGGGGACAAUGAUGGCGCUGAAUCACAUGAGGAAGGAUAAAGGGGGUAGAGGCGGUGUCAUCAUCAAUACUGCUUCAUUGGCAGGUUUGUUUCCUACGUACUGGUUCCCUGCUUACGCAGCCAGUAAAAGUGCUGUUUAUCAUUUCACAGCGAGCUGGGCACAAAACCCCGAAAUGAAGGCCGCCGAAAUUCGCCUGGUUAGUAUCUGCCCGUCGGGCGCUAAGACGGCUCUGCUUGACUUGGCUGAUGACCAGAUCAUAAACCCCGCACACUUCAAGCAGGUUAUGGAACAAGUCGUGUACUGCACGGUAGACCAGGUGGUGGAGGCAUUCCUGCUGGCAAUGGAGGACGACACCAUCAACGGCACAGCCAUCACCAUCAAAGGCAAAGAAGGUGUGGAAAAGAUGAAGUUGUCACUGGUCCCGGCGGAGUAAUACCAAAAUACCACAUGAAAUAGUCCCAAGAAGAUACAAGAACUUAAUCAGUAGUAUUAAAAUGCCUUUUAAAAAGAAAUUGCAAAGUACUGCAUGAUGUGUAUGCGGACCACAGAGAAAGCCUUCGUGUAAUCCAUGGUAUUUUGUUAGAUAUAUAUAAUCAAAACAGAUAAAACAGUCCGAAAGGAUUAUGUAUGGUUGUAUGUAUAUCCACUGAAGUCAGGAGAUGGUCCAAUGGCCUUGGAAUCUUUGCCAUAAAGCGAAAGGCGCUCAACAAAUGAGCGACAUGAGUGAUCGAUGACAUGUUGUGAAUAAAACAUGCUAUUACGA
This is a messenger RNA of Haliotis rufescens (red abalone), 1225 nucleotides long. Its product is annotated as 15-hydroxyprostaglandin dehydrogenase [NAD(+)]-like. Bases 125 to 895 code for a protein of 256 amino acids. The record is from RefSeq and is a predicted model, not a curated record. Gene Ontology annotation, cellular component: cytoplasm. The transcript is spliced from 8 exons. Gene Ontology annotation, molecular function: oxidoreductase activity, acting on the CH-OH group of donors, NAD or NADP as acceptor. Lineage: Eukaryota; Metazoa; Mollusca; Gastropoda; Lepetellida; Haliotidae.